GUACACUAAAAUGGUACAUUCAUACUAAAACUUAAGUUAUAAAGUGUAAACGUUCGCGUUUCAAAAUGGUCCACAAAUUAUUAAAAUAUUUUGCCUGUCUCGUCUUCAUCAUACCUUCAGUUGUUUCUACAAAUUCCUGCACUGUUGAAGAUUACGUGGAUGGUUGUAGAUAUACAGUUGUGUGUGUAAAUUAUUCAGGAACAUCAGCAAUAUAUUCUUGCAGUUCAGAACCGCAUAUUAUAUUCAAAAUAAAAGGUUCAAGAAGUGAAACUCUAACUGCAAGUUUCUUUGGUGCAACUAACUUUGACUCGAGAGUACGUGAAAUUAAAGCCAUAGACAAUGUUUGGAACACUAUAGAAUCAUACGCAUUUAAAUAUUACACUAAAAGUGUAAACGUUGAUAUAUCAUGUAAUCACAUCAAAGUAAUUAAAAGUGAUACGUUUAAAAAUUUUGGCUAUCUAAAUUAUUUGAAUAUAUCUAACAAUGAAAUCGAAAGUUUGUCUCCUAAUUCUUUAGCUCCAAGUUCUAGUCCAGAUUCUGUACUGUUAAUGCUGGACUUAUCUUAUAAUUUGCUUAAUAAUUUAGAAUAUGGCGUUUUCAAUAAUUUUCCAUCUCUAAGUACUUUAUAUUUGCAAAAUAAUAAAAUACAAAAUAUAUCAGAUGAUAGUUUUGCUACGUUGAAAAAUUUAAAACAAUUAUAUUUGCAACAUAAUGAUAUUGAAAUAUUAAACAUGAUGUUAAUAAAUUUGAAGUCUUUAAAAGAAUUAGACAUGUCUUUUAAUAAGGUUAAGAAAAUUUCCGGGUACGAAGUAAACCGUUUGAUUGCAUUGGAGAAAUUGAACAUGUCUUAUAAUUCUAUAGAAACGAUUGAGUCUAAUUGUUUUAAUCAGGCACCUUCCUUGAUUAGCAUAGAUCUUAGUCAUAAUAGAAUACUGUCAGUAAUCGAUGCGAAAAUGUUUGACAGUAAUAUACAUCUUCAAUAUUUUGAUGCAAGUUAUAACCAGAUUAAAACAAUUGAAGACGAUUCGUUUAAAAAUUGUAAUCUAACAUAUUUUAAUUUUGAACAAAAUGUCCUUUCUGGGAAUAUUACGAACUCUACAUUUACAGGAUUUAAUUUUGUUACACAUUUAAAUUUGAACAAACAAAAUGUUACUGGCUUAAAUGCAAAAGCUUUUUCUACUCUGAACAUAUUGAUGUCUUUAAAUUUAAGUUCUAAUAAUAUUCAAUAUAUUGAUAAAGAGAGCUUUCAAAAUUCUUUGAGCUUACAAAUUUUAGAUUUAUCGUAUAAUUAUAUACCAAAUUUAGAUUUUGUUAAUGGAACUCUAUUUAAUUUAACCCAUUUAUAUUUAAGUAACAACAAAAUUGUUUGCCUACAAGAAAAUUUGUUUAAAAAUCAUGACCAAAUUAUAAAAUUAGACUUAUCGAUGAAUAAAAUUAUAGAAAUACAACAAAAUUCACUACCUUUAUUAAAUUUACAAUAUUUAAAUAUAACAGGAAAUAAUCUUGUUGGGACAAUUGAAAAAAACACUUUUAGUCCUGCGAAAUUCUUAAGAUAUUUGGAUUUAAGUAAUUUUAAAAUAAAUAAAAUAGACGAUAUGGCUUUAGUUGAUCUUCCAGUUUUAGCUCGUAUGAAUCUAUCAUUAAAUAACAUUGAAUAUAUAGCUCCUAAUAAUUUUUAUGGUUUGGACAAUUUGUACAGUUUGGAUAUUUCUCAUAAUAAUUUGAGUAAAAUCAAUCUAUUUAAUACUACAUUAACAAAUUUAAAAGCUGUAUAUUUACAAAAUAAUAAUCUUAAGAAACUAUCAAAUUCAUUAUCAAAUGCGAAAAAUAUAAUUUAUCUUGAUUUAUCAUUUAAUAAUAUAUCUGAUUUAAGUGAUACAGAUUUUGAAAGUUUCUCCAAUUUACGUGUAUUACAUUUGGCUUAUAAUAACAUUAAAUUAUUUAACGUUCCACAAAUCAAUGCUUUAUCAAAUAUAACUGUUAUUAAUCUGUCACAUAAUAACAUUUCAAAUGUUAAUUUAAAAUAUUUCAAAGAAUUAAGAAGUAUAGAUUUAAGCAGCAAUAAAAUAUUAUAUAUAAAUAACACAUUUUUCAAGAACGUUGACAAUUUAAUGUCAAUAGAUUUAAGUAAUAAUAAUAUUAUAAAUUUACCACCGGGUACAUUUAAUAAUAUGAAAAUAUUAAAAUCCCUAAACUUAUCAAGUAACCAUUUGAAUAAAUUACGCUACGGUAGCUUACAAGGAUUGCAUAAGACAGAAGUAUUAGAUUUAUCAAGAAAUAAUAUUUUCGAUUUCGAUGUUAACGUGUUCCAUGAAUGUAAUGAUUUAAUAAAACUUAUAAUAGACUACAAUGAGAUAACUUCUGUAGAUGUUGAUAGUCUCACACAUACUUUGUCUAAUUUAAGAGUUCUAAGUUUAGGUGGUAAUCCACUUCAAUGCAAAGAAAUUGUAAGAAAUAUGAAAUUGAGUGUGACAAGAUUACUGCAAGUUACAUCUAUUGAUAAAGUUUAUCAUGAAGACAAUGUGUACGGUAUAAAAUGUGGGGAUGUAAAAUUUGAAACGACUACUGCUAUACCUAAAAUUGACGACCGCAUGCAAAAUUCUUCUUUAUCUAAAAUUGUUUUGAUUUGGUGCGCAGUAUUGUCAAUAUUGAUUAUUGCUAUGUGUGCAACAAUAUUUAUAUAUAGAAAUAGAAAAUAUAAUAUGUCCAGGUUGCAUUUAAGACAUUCUAUAGAAAUAAACGGUUCAGAAUGUCCGAAUGAUUUGUUAAGUUAGUUUUAAAAAUAUAUAAAGUCAGAUUUAACUUUGAAU
Messenger RNA from Papilio xuthus (Asian swallowtail), 2810 nucleotides. RefSeq names its product chaoptin. The transcript is spliced from 2 exons. Bases 66 to 2774 code for a protein of 902 amino acids. Lineage: Eukaryota; Metazoa; Arthropoda; Insecta; Lepidoptera; Papilionidae. Gene Ontology annotation, molecular function: protein binding. The record is from RefSeq and is a predicted model, not a curated record.